AUGCCGGGCCUCCAAUCAGAGAGGAGGAGGGGUUUCAUGCUGGAGGGAUGCCAGGCGCAGGGUCACACCGCCGCUGUGUGCGUGCCGCUUGUCUGUACCGAGGCCAACUGGACAUCAGCUGACAUGGAGCCGACACCCGGACCCACAGCCCAGCCUCCACAGAGCGCUGUAUUCCUGUGUCUGCUGGGAACAGUUUUGGUCCAGAGCCAGUAUUCCUGGGAUGGACCUGCGGCCGGCAGACCGGGGACUACUACAGAGACCCCCAACCCAGAUGUGUGUCUUACGGACCAUGCAUCAUGUGGCUGCUGUCUGAUGCAGCAGCAGCUGUACAGGAUGGAGUCAUUUUUUAACAUGAGCCUCAAUGAGCUGCAGAAGGACUUGAAACGAGCGGAGAACGUCCUCAACAACAUUACAACCACCCGCAGUGCCUUCUCUGUGGCUCUGACCAACAAUCGCUGGUGCCUCGGCCCAGAACGUGAGGAAACGACUGUCGUGUACCAACAUGUUUUCAUCAACCUGGGAGGCAGCUACAACGUAACAACAGGCAAGUUCAUCGCUCCCUACUCUGGAGUCUACAGCUUCUCCCUCACCGUCUACAGCGAUGCCGGCGCCCCUGACAGUGCCCUGGCUGCCUGUGCCAGUUUGCACGUGAAUGGCAGUCAAGUGGCUUCAGCUAGCGACCAGAACAGGCAGGAUCAAGAGGACAGCUCCACCACUGUUGUGGCUCUGCGCCUGAAUGCUGGAGACAAGGUGCACGUAAAGCUGCCUGCUGGUUGCUUCCUGUGUGACAACAACAGCCAUUACAAUACUUUCACCGGCUUCCUGCUCUAUGCUACUUACUAA
Molecule: messenger RNA, 843 nt
Organism: Myripristis murdjan (pinecone soldierfish)
Lineage: Eukaryota; Metazoa; Chordata; Actinopteri; Holocentriformes; Holocentridae
Exons: 4
Coding region: 1-843 (280 amino acids)
Biological process (GO): maintenance of synapse structure
Cellular component (GO): synapse
Molecular function (GO): protein binding
Source: RefSeq, a predicted model, not a curated record